ACAGGAGAAAAACCCUAUCAGUGUAGUCAUUGUAGUAGAAGUUUUAGCCAGAGCUCAGACUUGGUUAAACAUCAGAGAAUCCAUACUGGAGAAAAGCCUUAUAUAUGUAACCAGUGUAACAAACAUUUUAGUCAGGGUUCUGAUGUUAUAAAACAUCAAAGAAUCCACACUGGUGAGAAGCCAUAUAAAUGUGAUGUGUGUGGAAAAGCCUUCAGUCAGAGCUCAGAUCUUAUUCUACAUCAGAGAAUCCACACUGGGAAGAAACCAUAUCCAUGGAGUCAGUGUAGCAAAAGUUUCAGUCAAAACUCAGACCUUAUCAAACAUCAGAGGAUCCACACUGGAGAGAAACCCUCUAAAUGUAAUGAAUGUGGAAAAGCUUUUAAUCAGAGCUCAGUCCUUAUUCUUCAUCAGAGAAUUCACACUGGAGAAAAACCCUAUUCAUGCAGUGAUUGUACUAUGAAUUUUAGUCAUCGUUCAGACCUUGUUAAACAUCAAAGAAUACAUCCGGGGGAGAAACCAUAUGAAUGUAAUCAGUGUGAUAAAAGUUUUAGUCAAAGCUCAGACUUCACUAAACAUCAGAGAGUACACUCUGGGGAAAAGACCUAUCAUUGUGACCAUUGUGAGAAAGCUUUCAGUCAGAGCUCUGACCUUAUUCUUCACCAGAGAAUUCACACUGGAGAAAAACCAUAUUAAUGCACACAGUGCAGCAAAAGUUUCAGUCAGAACUCAGACCCUUAUCAAACACCAGAGAAUCCACACACUGGGGAAAAACCAUAUAAAUGUAAAGAGUGUGGGAAGGUUUUCAGUCAGUGCUCAGCCAUUAUCCUACACUGGAGGAUCCGCACUGGGGAGAAACCAUAUCCAUGUGAUCAGUGUAGCAGAUCUCAUUAACCAUCAAAGAGUUCAUACUAGUGAAAAGCCAUAUAAAUGUGAUGCACGUGGGAAAGCCUUUCAGCACAUGCACUGACCUUAUCGAACAUCAGAGAAUCCACACUGGGGGGAAAUGCCACUGGUGUGUUCAUUGCAGCAGAAGGUUUAUCCAACUGUGAUCUCAUUACUCAUGAGAAAGUCUGUUUUGGGGAAAAAAGCCUAAAUGUGAUGAAUAUGGGAAAACUUUUAUAGUGUAUACACCAAAUUUAUCCAGUACCAAAGACCCUGUGCCAGAAAAAAUCUUAAGAAAGCUAUUGAUGAUUAUAAAAAAGACUUUAAUCAAUGUUCAACUCCUGUGCUACAUUUGGAAAAAAAAAAACCCACACUGGAGAGAAAACAUUAAUUCAAUUUUUAUGACAGUUAAAACUCAAAGCUCAUACCUUACUAAACUUAAGAAAAAUGCUGAGGAAUCCUCUGAGUUGUGGGAAAGCUUUCAAUGUGAAUAAAACUUUUACUGAAUGUUGGCAACAACUGAAAGAAAUUCCUAUGUGCUGUAAUUUAACAAAAGCUAUAGUCUUGUAUUCAAGCACAAUCCUCAAGAGGAGGGCUUUAUCAUUACAAGAUAUGUAUAACAAUGCAGAGCCUUAUAUAUUGUAAAAAUGUAUCAGUGUGGUGGGGUAUGCAAUCAGAAUUCAGAAGGAAAUGUAUUAGUAUUAUAAUCUCGAAACUUCAGUGAGCCUAAUUACCUAUUGCAUAUAAGUUAUUUUAGAGAAUGUAGGGAAACAUAAACCUCUUCCAUAUCUUAAUUGGCAUUCACUCUGAUAACUGCUAUUUAUCUCCUGACAGCUAGAGAAUGCUAGCUUAUGCUAAUGUUAGUUAUCUAUCAUUAAAUUUCCUGUGUAUGAAACAUGCUAUACUAUUCUGGUAUUAAGCUUAUUAACCAUGUAAUUGCAGUGCCCUACCUUUUCAGAAAUUCUUUUUUUAUUUUUUUGGCCUAGUUCUGAUUUUCCUAGUAAGCAUGAAUUUUUGAAGUUCCUGUGGUAUUCAUAGUAAAUGUGGAUUUAUUUUAUUCUCAGUAAACUUUAGUGGUUUGAAAUGACUUCUUCAACACUACCAUUUAAUCACAGCUUCUAAAUCUGUGAAACAGUUUUUAAAAAAGAAUUCCAUAUUUCAAAAUGUGAAGAUUACUACUAUGUUUAUCUUGUUUUCUCUAGAUUGAACAGAAAUGAUGGCUAAAGCAAUACCCAUAUGACUACUUGUAUAGCAUAUUAAUAAAAAAGACCUAUUGGUUUUUUUUCAAGUGGCAACAUUUCUCAGACUUUUUAUUGAUAUCUGACGUACAUAUUGGUAACAGACUAGAUAUACUCAAAAGUUUUCAACUGAAAAGUAGAAAAAGCUUAAAUAAAUUGUCUUUCUGGUAACCAUUUGUUAAAAUUCUGCUAUCAUUUAUUUUGAAUAUUUCCCAUAAUUAUCCAAUUAAUAUUUCAAUUUAACAGACAUGUUAAAUUAUGGUGGGCAAGGCAUUUUUUAAAGGUUUUGUAGUAUACAGAAAGAAUAUACUGUCCCAACAAACACAUAGCUCAGUAUAAUCAUAAAGAUAAACAAGAUGCUUAUGAGAGCUUAGAGGAGGUAGGAUUCAGUUCAGAUUGGGAAGAAAGGGAAAGCUUUGUGGAGCUCCUGAUAUUUCAGUUUUAAAGGAUGGGAAUACAGGCAUAAUGGCAUGGAGAGAAUAUAAGUACAGAAGCAAGGAACUAUAAGAAAUAAUGUAGAGUAUGGAGCUUAGUCAAUAAUUCAUUCAAUAAAUAUUCAGUGUCAGGCUACUGAAGGGGAAAAAAGAGUUCCUGCCCUCAUGAUCAAGUGUUUAUGAAAAUAAUAACUGAAACGUAGAAGAGAACAAGGUGGAAAUAAAAAGGAAGUAAGAGAAAAGACUUAAGGAGUAUGAUGCUAAACAAGCAGACACUUCAGUUUUCUGGGCUUUAUAUGUAAAACAAAAUUACUAUGUAUAUUUGAAGUAGAUUUCAUAUUUAUGCAUUAUGUUCUUUAAGAAAUGGAAAGCCAUUAAGGUCUUUGAAUGUCAUAAUCAUUGUCUUGCUUUCAGAAGAAUCUAAAAUUAAAAGGGGGAAAGAGCAGAAAGGACAACUGUUUUGGAUGUCUGGAAAUAAAAGCGUGAGAUCCAGAAGUAGAGGAACUAAAAACCAUUGACAUGAUGAUAGAUUGAGAAGUGAGUAAGGAAAAAAAUGUACAAUCAAUUAUUGUCUGUUCUUUGGCAAAUUUAAAAAGUGAAGAAGAAAAAUCAGAUGUUUGAAGUUUAGCCAUCUGCCCUGAAAAUAAAAUAUAAGAGUCAAUUGUUUACUACACAUUUCAAUCUAGUGCCCUACAGGAAAGCUCAGUUCAUGAACUUAACAUACAUACCCAUGAUAUCUUCCUCCUGAAUUCCCUAUCCAGGAGAAUUGCAGUCCUAAACACCUUGCCAUCCAGAUAAAAUAACAUACCCAUCUUAUACUCCUCACUUGCUCCAGAUUUCUAAAUCUACUUGCUCACCAGGUCUUUGAAAUGAGUUACAAAAGUAACACUAUUUACUGUAAAAUUUCAAAUGAGAGUGAAGUACACAGAGUGAAAAGGGAAGGGAGAAUGAAGGAAAUUGCACCUGACAUCUUAUACCAUUUAAUUCUCCCAGGCAUUUGCUGAUUCUUAAUCUGGCAAGGCAAAAGGCCAAGAAACCUAGUCAAAGGACACUGGACUAGUCAAAUCGCUAGAUGCUGGUUAAGUGGAACUCUCAGACUCAUUGGGAUAGGGACUGAAAAUUAGAGUAUAUAGCACAUGCCAACUAAGAGGUAUUUUUGUAAAUACCCCACAAUCUCAGUGUAAACAUUAAAAGACUAUACUCUAGGAUGGUAGACCAAAUCUAAAAGUCUGAAAUGCAGCCUCAAGUCAGGUCUGCCUUUUAGUGAAUUAAGUUAUCUGCUCUUAAUCUAGCUACUAGUUAUAAGAGACGAUAGGGUGAAUCCUCUCAGGAGAAUGACAAACUCACCCAGAGACUAUAGUUUUUCCUGAACAAUGUCCAGUGUUCAGUAAAAAAUUGCUAGACUCCGAGUCAUAGACAUUAACAUGAGCUCACAUACACAUGCAGUUAGAUACAGAAACAAUCAUAGAAUGUGUAUAUACAUGGAUUAGUAUAUGUACAUAUAUUACCUAAUGCUGUACUCUGAGAGGACCCAAAAGCAACAAUACUCCAGUAUUAAUGA
Manis pentadactyla (Chinese pangolin) is the source of this 4115-nucleotide messenger RNA. Its product is annotated as zinc finger protein 271-like. Gene Ontology annotation, biological process: regulation of transcription by RNA polymerase II. The transcript has a single exon. Gene Ontology annotation, molecular function: DNA-binding transcription factor activity, RNA polymerase II-specific; RNA polymerase II cis-regulatory region sequence-specific DNA binding. Lineage: Eukaryota; Metazoa; Chordata; Mammalia; Pholidota; Manidae. The record is from RefSeq and is a predicted model, not a curated record. The annotation marks the transcript as partial.